Verruconis gallopava is the source of this 3198-nucleotide messenger RNA. RefSeq lists its product as uncharacterized. The transcript has 2 exons. Bases 84 to 2969 code for a protein of 961 amino acids. Lineage: Eukaryota; Fungi; Ascomycota; Dothideomycetes; Venturiales; Sympoventuriaceae. The record is from RefSeq and is a predicted model, not a curated record. Gene Ontology annotation, molecular function: nucleic acid binding; ATP-dependent chromatin remodeler activity; hydrolase activity, acting on acid anhydrides, in phosphorus-containing anhydrides.
UAAAUUCGGGGCUUUCAAAACAUAUACAAGGCUUCGCGUCCCCAACAUGUUCCUUGUUCCCAAGAAGCGCGCUCACCUCGUAGAUGGCUGUAACAGCCAUGGCGCCAAAUUCAAGAAAACGAGCAGUGCCCAUCAUCGACCUCACUGGCGACUCCGAUUACGACUUUGAUAUUCAGCGGCGACCAUCAAAACACUUGAGAGAGAAUACGGGAAGCUUUCCGUCAAGCCAGACUUCGUAUUCCAGCGGCUCCUCGUCCGCCAGCUUUGGAUUCUCUCAAACUCAUUCUCAGUUUAGUCAAGGCCAACUUGAACUACCAGCACGAAGUCAAGCAAGCCAGUUCCGCCAGGAUGAGGACGGAGGGAAUGAGCUGGUCGACGAGGAUGACGCGCGUUACGAGGAUGUGGACCGAUAUGUUCUCUACGGAGUCCUCAACACGAAAAUUGUCGGCGUGAGAUAUUAUUCCGGGUACAUUUCAAUGCACGAAAUGGUGUGCCUUUUUCGCGAGCCUCACAACCCGUAUGACAAUAAUGCUAUCCAAGCAAAAAACGUGCGGGGCAUUCAAAUUGGACAUAUCCCUCGUACAAUUGCCGCAAAGCUGGCACCUUUCAUGGAUGACAUGUCGCUGAUUGUCGAAGGCCAGACCACGGGCUUCAAAGACGUGUAUGACUGUCCAAUCCAGUUAAGACUAUACGGUACCUACGACCCUGUUGAACGUGCCAAUCUCAAGGCGCGUAUGAAGGCGUACAAGCUGCCAUUAACAGAGUUGAAUCAACGAGAGCGAGAAGAGAAUGCACGCAUUUUAGCGCAGCAGAAAAGAGAGAAGGAAUUGCAAAAAAUGCUCAAGGCAGCGAAUAAAGGCCCAUACAGUGUGGCGAACGGUCUGCGUGGUGAUGAGCAUAUGCUUGUCAGUGAGUCCGCCAGAAGCUCCAGUGACGGAGCUGGACUUGCGCUGGAGCAUAUCAAGGAUCAAAGCAUCAGGUUCAGUCCAAGGAAUGUGGAGGAAAUGGUCGAACGUUUUGGGUUGAAGGAAGAGCAUCUUGCAAAUAUGGACGUCGAAUCACAGCCUUUGUCAAUCAAAACGCGGAUGUUACCAUAUCAAUUGCAAGGCCUCAAAUGGCUGCUACAGAAGGAGAGUCCGGAGCUACCGACAAAAGGCUCUACAAAGAUCCGUCAGCUAUGGCAGAGACAUAAUCGUGAUCCGAACUUGUUCACCCAUUUGGCCACAGCGUUUUCAACAGGAGACCCAUGUCUAGCUUCUGGAGGCAUACUUGCAGAUGACAUGGGUCUUGGCAAGACGGUGCAAAUGAUCGCCUUGAUAAUGGCAGAUCGCACCAGGUCUAAGGGGCCUCAUGGAGCUACACUCAUUGUAGCCCCGCUCUCGGUAAUGAGCAAUUGGAGCGGCCAGAUUGAGCACCACGUCAAACCCGAGCAUACCUUAAGGGUGACGACGUAUCAUGGAACAAGGAAGAUCGAUCUCAAUGCAAAGUCCAUCGCAGAAUAUGACGUUGUAAUCACAACGUACGAUACAUUGAUGUCUGAGUAUUGGAAUGGCAACAAGAAGCCUGCUCCUGUUCCUCGGCAGACCGGUUUGUUCUCGAUCAACUGGCGGAGAAUUAUCCUUGACGAAGGACACGCGAUUCGUAAUCCCUCUACAAAGAAAGCAGUAGCGGCGUGCGACCUGCGGGCCCAAUCACGAUGGGUUCUAACAGGAACCCCUAUCAUUAAUAGCCUCAAGGAUUUGUAUAGUCUGGUCAAAUUUCUCCGUCUCUCCGGAGGCUUAGAGAGCUACGAUUUGUUCAACCGUGCUCUGAUUCGACCUAUUCAAGCCGGCUCUGACUCGGGAAGCAGGCUCUUGCAGAUUUUGAUGCAAGACAUCACGCUACGUCGAAAGAAAAACAUGAAGUUCGUGGACCUUAAACUACCCGAAAUUUCAGAAUAUAUCCACAAGAUCGAUUUCCUGCCGCAUGAAAAAGAGAAAUAUGAAGCACUUGAAAAGGAAGCUAAAGGCACAUUAGAUAGCUACCAAGCACGGCGGAAUAUGUCCAGUGCUGAGGCACUCAAGGCGUACCGCAAUUUACUGGAGAUCCUGCUCCGCCUACGUCAAGUCUGCAAUCACUGGAAACUGUGCGGCACGCGACGAUUCGAACACUUACUAAGUCAAGGACCUGUCCUUGAGUUGACACCCGAGAACAAAAAGGCCUUGCAGGAUAUGCUCCAGCUGUCCAUCGAGACUCAAGAAGAGUGCCCGAUUUGUUAUGACGUGCUUAAAGAUCCUGUUAUCACGGUGUGCACGCAUCCUUUCUGUUAUGCAUGCAUUGAGAAAGUUAUCAACUUGCAACACAAAUGUCCUAUGUGCCGUGCCGACCUUGAUGGCACAGAGAAGCUUCUUCGACCAGCGAUUGAAGCUGGAAGUAUUUCAUCAAUUGAUGAGAACGAAAGUAGCAGCAAGAUCGAGGCACUUUUACAUAUUUUGAAAGCCAGUGCGAAGAACUCUGGUACGAAAACCAUCGUGUUUAGUCAGUGGACUUCGUUUCUAGACGUCCUUCAGGUGCAGUUGACGAAGCAUAACUUUCAAUUCACUCGCAUCGACGGCUCGAUGCCGCCACUUGCUCGUGAUGCAGCCAUGGAAGCCCUUUCCACCCGGCCUGAUUGCACAAUCAUGCUGGCUUCAUUGGCUGUGUGCAGCACUGGCUUGAAUUUGGUUGCGGCCAACCAGGUCAUCCUCGCCGACAGCUGGUGGGCUCCAGCAAUUGAAGAUCAGGCAGUAGAUCGUGUGCAUCGGCUUGGACAGACAAAGCCAACCACAGUAUUCAGGUUGGUCAUUAAGGGUACUUUUGAAGAAAGAGUGUUAGAGAUACAGGAGGAGAAGAGAAAGUUGAUGCAGCUUGCUUUUGCGGAAAAGGGAGAUAAGAGAGGGAAAAGGGGAGAUACUGGGACAGUCGCACAGAUUGCAAGACUUCUCCGUUGACAAAAUAAUCUGUAGGGCUACUCGUGUGCAAUAUGAUCUUGCAGCAUUCAAACACGCGGACUACAAGGUAGGUGGUUUUUUAUAUACGACUCUGCGGAAGGCGAUGUCGGCGUUGACGCGGUGUCGUCGUAAAUAAUACCCUUAGUAGAGCCUGCUACAUUGGUCUAGUGGUGGACAAUGAAAGAUAUUUUGAUUUUCCGUUCGUGGGAGGGUUGCUCAGACGUGAAUU